Messenger RNA from Pogonomyrmex barbatus (red harvester ant), 9205 nucleotides. RefSeq names its product Nuak family kinase 1 (gene Nuak1). The record is from RefSeq and is a predicted model, not a curated record. Gene Ontology annotation, cellular component: cytoplasm. Gene Ontology annotation, molecular function: ATP binding; tau-protein kinase activity. Gene Ontology annotation, biological process: microtubule cytoskeleton organization; protein phosphorylation; intracellular signal transduction. Lineage: Eukaryota; Metazoa; Arthropoda; Insecta; Hymenoptera; Formicidae.
UGAUACGUGAUAUCUAUUUGCAUGCACACCUUCGCGAGAAUUCUCAAUCUCUCGGUAUUGUGGGCGUCAUGUGGUUACUCAAUAAUAAAAGAAGAGCACAUUCAUCAUUGCGAGAACGACACGCAUACAAUGCACGCGAAUAUGUACAAAUAUACACAGAUAUGCCGUGACAUAUAUGUCGCAUAUAUGUAGUCGACAAGUUCGCGCACGACGAACCGAGUGCCCCCGUAAAUGGUUUAUUAGAAAGGAUUUCCACGAGAUAAACGCAGACAAAAUGGUUGUCGGAGAAGCAAGUAUACAUAAUAUAAUGGGGGGAAUGGAAAGCACGGGUGGCGUGCGUCUUCAUAAUCAUAAACGGAAACUGAAGCAAAGAUUCGACAUCAUAAAGAAGUUAGGACAGGGCACAUAUGGUAAGGUGCAAUUAGGAAUAAAUAAAGAGACUGGUCAGGAAGUGGCAAUAAAGACAAUUAAAAAGUGCAAAAUAGAAACGGAAGCUGAUUUGAUCAGAAUACGAAGGGAGAUACAAAUCAUGUCGAGCGUUCAACAUCCAAACAUUAUUCACAUUUACGAAGUGUUUGAAAACAGAGAAAAGAUGGUACUGGUGAUGGAGUAUGCGGCCGGAGGAGAAUUAUAUGACUAUUUGAGCGAGCGCAAGGUCCUAAGCGAGCACGAGGCUCGUAGAAUAUUUCGACAGAUAGCCACCGCCGUUUUCUAUUGCCACAAACACAAAAUCUGUCACAGAGACCUAAAGCUGGAGAACAUUUUGUUAGACCAAGUUGGAAACGCCAAGAUAGCCGACUUUGGUCUCUCGAAUGUGUUCGACGAGCAACGGUUAUUAAACACGUUUUGCGGUAGUCCAUUGUACGCGAGUCCAGAGAUAGUGAAAGGAACUCCUUAUCACGGACCAGAAGUGGAUUGCUGGAGUUUAGGUGUUCUACUAUAUACAUUGGUUUAUGGUGCUAUGCCCUUCGACGGGUCUAACUUCAAACGACUAGUCAAACAGAUCUCACAAUCCGAUUAUUUUGAACCCAAGAAGCCAUCCCCCGCUUCGCCACUUAUAAAAGAAAUGCUCACGGUGUGUCCCGGCAGACGUGCCGAUAUCGAAAAAAUUUGUACUCACUGGUGGGUGAACGAAGGCUAUGAGCAAAAUUGUCUCGAUAUCGCCGAGGAUCUAGCAGCUCAGACUCCGGUUCGGCUGGAUCUAUUGCUCUCUCUGGUACCACAGUCGGCCAGCGCCGACAAGUUGCUAGUGGGCGAUCAGCAGGCAGGUGGAGAUGUCGCGAAUAAUAUGUCUUCCGAUACUCUGGUGCCUACUAGAUGUCAUUCAGUUGGUAGCUUAAUGGAACUUGAUCAGAAUAGUUCCGACAGGAGAAUAAGAGAGUUGCUCGAGGAGGAGCCGAAAUGUUUCGCGACUGGAGACGCUAAGAGAAAAUUGGAGACAACACCGUCGAUGGACGAGACGACCGCGGCAGGCGUGAAAAGGAAAGAGAGAUCCCGAAGGAAAGAAAAGUCGGACGAGAGAGAGCCUAGGGCAUAUAGAUCUUCGUCAAGGCAUCAUUCGGCUCCAAUUCCAAAUUCUAUAUCGGAGGAAGCGAUGGAAGUGGAACCGGCAGCCAUUGUAACUGUUCCUAUAAGUAAGACUGUUGAUUUUGAUAAGAUAGAAGGUGCAGCAGCUUGUUUAGAAUUGAUUGAAGAAUCAAAGGAGAGAACACCGAGUAAAGAGAGGGACAAGAGUCUAUUGAUAAGUGAAUAUGAACAAUCACGCGUGCCGAUGUCUACCGAGAACGUUCAGCAGAUCUGUGAGAUUAAUCGAAAGGCUAACGAUGAAGACGAGUCACAGCAAAAGUAUAUCAAGUCUCCUAGCGAUAGUUUACAUGAGAAUAUGACUGAGAAAAUUGCUUCAGAAAGCACGAAGAAAACAACGAAUGAGAUAGUGUCCAGCAGAAAGUCGGGUGAUGUAGAUUCAAAGGUGCCAAAUAAAAGCGAUACGAAUGUUAAAAACGAAGCGUAUCUAUUGCAAAAUGUGCAACAACUAGAACCAACGGAGAGUGAUUUUAAAAAGCUGAAGGAAAAGGCACUCUCUUUAGAUUCCGAAUUAUCGAAUGAGGUGGCAAGCGUGCCACCAGCCAAAUCCGUUGAGAGACGGCGCUCUAAGAUAUUUGAAACAGCUGAAAAGUUCAAUCAAUUAUCAUCUACCGUAGAAAACGAGAAACCUAAAAAGAUAUUUAUUCCUGGCGUCAAUGUGGGAGGCGCGAAACGAGCCUUUGAACGAAAGGCCAGUCUCUCUUCCAUAACUACACCAUCCCCUACGAAAUCCAGCGCCUCCAAAGUUAUUAUCGAUGUGUCAACCAAUAAGAAAAAUGAGAAGGAUGAGCAGAAGCAGACACUUGGAGAUCGGGAAAUCGAAACUACCGAACAUAAAUCGGAUAAGCGAGACGAAGCAAAAAAACGUGCUGUCGAUAUUAUUAGUGGUGCGAUCGGCAAGCCUCCGAUGCAAAAGAAGCUGAAUGGCUCGCCACCGAUAUCGCCUCAAAGCCCGGAUUCUAAGAAAUUUGGACUGAAGAUACAGGUUGCACCGAAUGACGUGCGAUCGGCCACGAUAUCAGUUUCUACACCGAUUGAGACAAAAUUCGAUCUUGAUGCUAAAUCGAUCGCAUCGGAAGCAACUACGACUAGUACAUCUGAUGUCGAAAAUUCACAAUUGGAGGAACCGAAAAUGUCUAGUAAAAUGGAAAUAACGUUAAAGAGUGCAACAUUGCCUAGACGAAAAACGAGCAAAGCUGAAAUUACGUUGUCCGGUGUCAGACCGUCGGAAACUGUAGCGUUCAAGUCUGAGGUAGAAGCUAAGAUCGAUGCUUUUCAACCACAGAAACUGCGUACACAAAGAUCGGAAGUGGCAUUUCCGGUUGCUGCGGCAGCACCCUAUAAUACAAAUAGGAGUUCGAGCUUAGAACCGGAAGGCAGACCUAAGGCUACACCGAGAGAAAGAAUUAUACCCAUCCAGAUAGAAGCAGGACUUGAACGUACACAGCAUUCAUCCACUUCACCGCCUAAACCACUAAUGUCCCAGAGAUCGACGUCUCAGCGAUCAGGUUCUCUAUCUCGCCAAUCGACUGCCGAUUCAGAUACGGACAGCGCUCUCGGAUCAACUGUAGGACCGGAACCGAUCAGAAAGAGUCCUAGAGAGUACAUAAUUCCUAUUGCUGUAGAGGGUGGUGGUUACGUUACUCCUAGAUCGGGUAGUCUGGAACCGGAGAGUAAGACUAGUACGCCAAUAAGUACGAACCCACCGAGAUCCCGAUUCGGUAGACCAAGGAGAAUGAGCUCUCUUUUAUCAGAUGCUAGUGAAGAUGAAUCUCCCUUCUCUCCAUUGCAUGGGGAGGAUUUGUUGCAAAGACAUAUGCAUCGAUUGAGGAGUUCGCGACCGUCUAGGCAGUCAUCCGAGCACAUUGACAGCUUAUCAUCUGGCGAGGACGAUGAUGAUGAUGGCUUCGAGUUAUUGACUGCCGAAAAUUUGUUCUCUACGUUAUUAUCCAGAGUGCGAAGUUUGACGCAGCGACUCAACGUUGAUGAUAAUCGAACCGGUGGUUUUCCAAGUAGUAGAUUGUUUGGCAGACUCGGCUCCCAAUCAUCGCAAGCAUUUUGGGGUCUUAACAAGCCAUUAUCCAGCUACAAGAGCUAUGUCGAAACACGGACCAUGACUACACGGCUCUCAGAAUCGCAAUUUAAACAUUCUCUGAAUCGCGAUACGGAUAUAUUUUCAAAGAGAGACUCUGCAAGUACUUCCAACUCUGGAAUUCCAAACAGCCCUGGAUCGCGUGGCACACCUUCCAGAGAGAGUGUUUUUGAAAUCGGGAACAAUACGUUGCCAAGAGAUAAAGUAGAAGAGAUACGCGAAGAAGACGUAGAAGCGGAAACAACGGCGCAAAUCGGAAAGGAGGCGCAAGAAUCUCUGGAACAGAAUUUCACUCCCAGCUUGGCACGCAGACUGAGUAGGCAAUUUAUCGAGCAAACCCGACAAUCUAUUCCGCGCUCACCAUCCUCGUCACGCGAUAGCAACAGAUAUCAAUCGCCAACGAGAGAUUUGCCGCAACCUCUGGCAGGUCCGAGCGAGGUGGUGAAACGAUGCUCCACAUCUGCAAUUUCCGAUCAGACCGAGUACAAAAUCAGAUCGUUCGAUCGAGAUAUCAGAAGAACCAACAGCUUGCUAGAGCCGCACAAGUACGAUAGAUUGGUGCGGCAUUCACCUCGAAGAAGUAUCAGCUUGUUUGACGAUGAUGACGACAACAAUGAUGACAAACUAUUGCCGCCUCUCCCGAAACAUAUAAUGACGCUCGGUCGCAAGUACAAAGAAUCGGCUAAAUCGAGCGUGAUUGGUAACGCGAGACGAGAUAACUUUUACGGUUGUAGAGCGGAUAAGAUUCAGGAAGAGCCCAGUGACGACAUAUAUCUAUCCGUCUGCAAAGAGAACGUCGAUAAUGUCACCAUAUCGGAGAACAGCUCCGUAUCAGAAGGUACAUCGAUAUCUGUGUGCAACUCAAACGCUAAUCUAAUGGACACCAACACCAUCACCAACACCAUCACUACCACUAACACUACCAACACCACCACCACCACCAUCAACACCACCAACACCAUCACCAACAGCAUCGUCGCUAGCUCGAGCGAGUUUGCCAGAUCCUGCGAAAUUUCACCCACGGAAUCUUCAUCGACUUUAGGUGAUUGCGGUAAAUCAAUUUGCAAGUCCGACAUCUCCAGGAGUUUCGAGAAUCGACUGCUAGCGGCGGAGAACCUAAUCAAAGAGUCUAAAUUGAAAAACUUGACGUCGGAGCAAUUUAAUCCGAAUCUCAGCUGCAAUUACAGGGACACGGACAAGUGCGACAAGGAAACGUUAAUGACCACUUCGGACCCAUUGUCCUCGGCCAGCUCGGUCGUCACGUCCUCCAAGAGACGCAGUUGCAUUCCGAGUCUCAGAUUACGUUCGGGUUCGUUAACCAGAGAGUUAAGCGCGGAUCGUAGAAAAUCAUUCGCCGGCAGUUCACCCGACGCUUUUACCGGGAAUCAGGAGAGAUCGAUACUGAGUAAACUCUUCAGAAGUACCGGUAACAGUGGCACCAGUAACGAGACCGAAUCAAAGGACGGCAACAGAAAUCAAAAAUCGAAACAGCAUCGUAUCUCGCGCUUUCUGCGACCGGAUUUCUUUGACACGCCGCGAGAAGAGAGCCAGUACGUGAAGGAGAAGGAGGCGCGAAAGGCGGCAGAGAACGAGCGCCGAAAGUCUCGAUUUAUAAGGCGAAAAACCGAAAGCAAGGAGCGUAAGGAAGAUGGCCCGAGAGACGAAAAGAUCUGCAAGGAACAGAAGAAUGAGAUAAACGCGUUGCAGAAGGAUAAAUUGGGCAACGUCGUCGCCUCCUCCUCCUCAUCCUUCUCCUCUGAAGAGAAAUCCAACAACGAGAAUCGAGAGAGAGCGACGAGGCUCGAAGAGCGACAAGGGGCUUCAAAGAGCAGCUUCCUGCAGUCGUUGGAAAAGAAACUGGAGAGAUUGCGCUCGAACGAUGAAAGCACGACGAGCGCGACCAACGCAAAACCAACGGCGAACGGAACCUCGUGCGGGAUCUCGAGCGAUCGAGAGGAACGAGGAUCGCGCGAGUACUCCGCACCGCCCGUCAAGUGUCCACCCGACUCGGGCUCGAGCUUGGCCGAGGUGAAGAGGACGCUCAGCGUGGAGAAUCUGUCGCAUCUACACGGAGGGGCAUCGAGGAAGGAGAAUGCCAAGAAUGCACCGUCGAAGGGUCGAGUGACGUCGGUACUGGGGUUGUUCAAGACAAAUGCCGACGCGACGAGACAGAACGCGAACAGUGGCAACAGGUCGCAAAACCCGAUUAUGAGUAAAUUGAAGAGGAGGAGCCCGCCCAAAUGCGCCAAGUCGCUCGAGUCGUCGCCUUUGGAGGAGGAGGACGUAACCGUUGCGUUGAGCAAAAUACCAGCCACGAAAUUUGCGAGAUCUGAUAAUAAACCGGGAAAGAAGCUACCGGAGAAAGUGGUGAGCGAGUGCAAGAGAUCGCCGCCCAAAGAGAAAUCAAAGGAAAAAGAAUCGGUCAAGGAAAAGAAAUCUUCGAGGGAGCCGAAAAAGUCAGUGCAAUCCUCGACGGACUCGUCGACGUCGUCAUCGGCGGAUAAGCCGAAGCUAGAGAAAGCGGAGCCAUCGAGAAAGUCAGAUCAGAAAAUGGAAUCUCCGCAGAAAAUCGUGGACAAUAAACACGCAGAGUUCGUUAUCGGUAGCGAGGACAAGAAAUUGAUUAAAACCAAGAGGAACAUUAGCUCUCUAAUAAGCAAAAACGAGUUCGUCGCGAAAGUCGACAAAAUCGAAGACGUCGAUAAGAAGAGCAAGGUGCCGAUUAUUAAGUCGAAGGAGGAUGCGGAUAAAGAUGAGAUCAACGACUCUAGGAAAAAGAAAAUAGUCCGCGUUGUGAAAAAAGUUGUCAAGAAAUCGUCCGACGAGAACGGAAAAUCAACGAAGCCGUUGACUGGCCGGAAGAAAACCGGAAUAAUAACGAAGAAGGAUCGGAGUCCCGAAACCCCUAUCGUUACGGUACAAGGCAAAAUCGAAAGACAAUCGGAAAACAAUCCCGAUAAUCAGACUACCGCACGGUCGUCCUGUUCGAGACAGACGGCAGAGUCGGACGACAUAAAGCUCGAGGACGUUCAAGACGUAUUUACAAAAAGUAUAAAUAAAAAUCAGUUGAAAGCUAACGUUAAAGAGAUCUGUUCCGCAUCGGAUAAAUUCCAAAAUAAUGUAAAUGUAUCAUCAUCACCCGCCGAUAUCUCGCAGACGAAGAAGAAUUGGAACGCCUCGAGUUCUCAAAAUUGUCCGAAUUCUCUGACUCGAAGUACCUCCGCCGAUUGUCCGCCCGCGGACAACUCGUCGAGUCCUUUCGAUAUCUGUCACUCGAAGCAACAACCGCAACUGGAGCAACAACAUCGGCAGUCGAGUCGAGCGAAUCUGAAACUCGACCUGUCCAAGAUACCGCAACACACGUUCAGACACGCAACUCCUAAGAAAGAUUCGCCGAAGUCUGAUUCAUCCAGAAACGCGAUUCAUCCUAUCGCGUCUGUCGGAUUACCCGCGAUAGAUCCUGACGAUCCUACGACAGCGGAGAGCAGCGGUUCCGACAAACUGAUGGAGCGUCUGUCAAGGAUGACGCAUCACGCUAACAUUACUGGCAACAAAAUAAUCAUCGAUAAGCCGCUACGAGCGAAAGAUGUCGCCGAGCUAAAACGAGAGGUUACCGAGUGCGCAAAAAUCAUAGAGAAUCAUAUGGAAUCACGAAACGGUCGCUUCACCGAGCAAACGGUCGAUCACCAAGCCACGUUUGCGUCGGAUGAACCGGCACACCGGGACGUAUCGAAUGAGACCAAGCUGGAUUCUUCCGAACGACGUGUCGACGACACUAAGGUAAGAACCACCGAUAAAGAGCCACUGAUGCGGGAUUGCAUCAGCGAGAUAUUCUCGCCCGAAGAGCCCGAGAGUUUUGACUCCUGGUCGAUCUGCUCGGCCGAUCUGAAUCACAAUCGCGGCGAUUUGCAAUCGCCAUCACCGACAUCACCGUCGUACUCUCUAUUUGUACGCGGCGACAGCUCGCAGGAAUCGGUGAUAGACCGAAUACGAAGACGCAGUUUCUAUUCGAGAUUCAACGAUCGAAAGAGGCCGUCUUUGACGGCGCCGCCACCAGGGAUGAGCAGCGUGACUCUACCGAGAAGGUUCAGCUUCAACAGUCCCAGAGAAAGGGAACGCAACAGAUUUUACAAUUACGGAGUUCCCAGGACGAGGACGAAAGACAGAAGUUACAUUUCGCACGGCGAUGACGAAAUGACGUUUUCGAGAAAAUCACCAGUCGACCGAGAGAAAUACAGCGACGCGUUAAAUGCAUCAUCGUACGGUCAUCACAGUCCGGAAGCGAGAACCGUUUUCGAUCCUUACGAUAGCGGUCUACCAUCCUUCUCGCACGAUUCUCUAAGGAGAUAUACGAGAUCUCCGACGUUGGACCUUGUCGUCUCUCGCGCCAAGUAUCACAGCACGGACAUUAUUGCGGACAACGAUCUCACAGGAAUCUCGUACAAGAGUCCUCUGUCGAAAUCAUUUCUGAGUGACAGCAUACCGGAUCCUUCCUACCAUGGGAGAAACAUGUCGAUCACUUUGCCAAAAAAGUACGGUUCUACCGUCGGUGGCCUAGAGCCGAAAAGUGUAGAAUAUUACGAAGAGAUUCUGUCGCCAAGCAAUCCCGACUAUCUGUCUUCCCGCGAGACCUGCCGAUCGCCAUUAUUGGACGUAUAUCUGAACAGAUGUGAGAACGGCUAUAAUCACAAUGGCAAUUUGGAUCCGUUACAAUUUAAUACCGAUAAAUCAAGAUCCUAUAAUACGGAUAAUAUGGAGUUUGGCGAGCAAAAAAGAAAUACAACGCAACGUUUCAACGAGACUAAAGAUACGUCCUCGACAGCCACGGAUAUCUUAUCGAACGUAUCUGUUACCGAACGAAAUUGAUUUAAUUCGAAUAGAAAGUAAUUUUAAAGUAAAAAGAUAAUCUGCCGAACGCGUCUUAUAUUUAUACUUUACAACAAUUUUAUAUAAUAUAGAUUUGCGUAAAGAUCUGUCUCGCGCUUCUUCAUCACGGUAAUGAAGUUGUCGCGACGACGAUAAUGGCGACGAAUGAAAAAAGCAAACAGCUGUUUCAAAAUUCACUGUCAAUAUUGAAAAUCUAUAAUUCACGUAACAUAUAUUACACAUUAUUUGCGCUGAUAAUAAAUUUUGAAACACAGCCUAUAUAUAAAUAUAUAUACAUUGUCAUAUAUUGGAGCGUAUUUAUAUUUUUUUUAGUAGUUUAUACGCUUCAAGUUUCAAAAUUACUGUUUCAGAUACAGUCUAAUUUUAUUUGAAUCUUACCUACGAUGAAUUGUUCAACACGAAAUUUCAAUUUGUCUUUUCUUAUUCUUAAUUUUAGUAUUAUUUUCUGAAAGAAAUUCAUCGCACAAAUCUUUAAGCAUUUCCUAUAUCAGUGAAUAUAAUUAUACUCUGAUAUAAUUAUACUCUGGGAAUAUAAACAUCCUCUCCAUGAUUAAAUGCAAACUAAAGGAGCACUCCAAUUCCGAUAUUUAUAGAAAUAUAUAUAAAUAUAAAAAUUGACAGCUGCCAAAGAUUAUAGCCAAA